AUGAACGGCAGGGAUGGCACGAGCUGGUCGCUGCUGCACCGGCGGUCUGUCGGCGGGCUGGUGUGGAGCGGAGGGAUUCCUUCUGGGAUAAGGAUGCGCCAGGCGUGCGUGCUGAGGAGCCGGAGACCCAGCUGCGUUAAAGGGAUCUGCCACCGAGGUCUGCUAGAGCCGCUGGGGAGGCCAGCCUCCAGACGGACACCCCUUGCUGUGGUACUUGCACAGCAGGCCAGCAGUCCUGGGAAAGAGAAAGGCAAGUCUUCAGGCAUUUCCUCUGGCGUACGCCUAGAGCAGAUUUUCUUAACAUUCAAGAACCGUGAACUCCUGAAAGGAGUGUCUUGGGAGGUCAAGAAGGGAGAGAGGGCAGGCCUUGUAGGGAUGAAUGGAACAGGGAAAACAACACAAUUGAAAAUCAUCUCUGGGGCCAUUGAAGCUGAUUCCGGACAAGUGGUAAAGGCAAAACACAACAUGAAGAUCGUUUAUCUCACACAGGAAUUUGAUGUCCAAUUGUCAAGAACUGUGAGGGAAGAGUUUUCAUCCGUGUAUGAAGAAGGGCUCAAGGUCAUUAGGAGGCAGGAGGCAAUACAGAAGGAAAUUGAGGAUGCGACCGAGGACAUGGAUCGCUUGUCUUCUCUGCUGGAUGAACUCAACGACCUCUCAAAGAAGUCUGUGGAUCUGGAUGUCAACUUGCUGGACAAGAAGAUUGACCGCGUGAUGCAACAGCUCGGGUUCAGGAGGGAAGACAAUGACAGGCUGGUUGCCUCUUACAGCGGGGGGUGGCAAAUGAGGCUCUGCCUGGGAAAGUCACUGCUGCAAGACCCAGAUCUGCUGCUGCUGGAUGAGCCAACAAAUCACCUUGACCUCGAAACUAUCCAAUGGCUUGAAGAUUAUCUGAAGCAGCAGGAAGUCCCAAUGGUGAUCGUUUCACACGAUCGGGAGUUCCUUGACCAGCUGUGCACGAAGAUCAUCGAGACUGAGAGGGGAAAGGCCACAACAUUUGUGGGCAACUACACACAAUACGUUCAGCAGAAGAGGGACUUGUUGAACCAGCAGUGGGCCGCAUGGGACAAGCAGCAAAAAGAGAUUCUGAGGCAGAUGGAGUUAAUCAAACGGUUGUCGGGCGGCUCACAAAGUGGCAGGGCUGAAGCUGCCAAGAAGUAUUUGGCAAAACUGAGAGAGGAAGGAAAUUUUGUGGAGAGGCCAUUCAUACCAAAGAAGAGGGCUUUCACCUUCCCUGAGGUGAAAAAGAUUGGACAGCUGGUUGCCUCUGUUAAAAAUCUGACUCAUGGGUAUGGAGACAAAAUGCUGUUUGAUGGUGUGGACCUCACUAUUGAGAAGGGAGAGAGGGUUGCAAUAAUUGGUCCCAAUGGGUGCGGCAAGAGCACUUUCCUUCGGCUGAUCAUGCAGAUGGAGAAGCCCAUUUCUGGGACUGUGCAGCUAGGGGCCCACAACAUCCAUGCAAACUACUUUGAGCAGAACCAGGCUGAGGCUCUGGACCUCGACAAAACAGUCCUGGGGACUCUUGUGGCUGCGGCCCCAGAUGCCCUUUUGGACGAUGUGAAGGGCCUAUUGGGCCGGAUGAUGUUUGACAACGCCGCGCACAGCAAGAAGGUUGCUGUGCUGAGCGGCGGGGAGAAGGCGAGGCUGGCGCUUGCCAAAUUCAUGCUCACCAAGGGCACGCUGCUCGUCCUGGACGAGCCCACAAACCACCUGGACAUACCAUCCAAGGAAAUGUUGGAAGAGGCCAUCAAUGCCUUCCAGGGCAGCGUCAUCGCUGUGUCGCACGACAGAUACUUCUUAAAGCAGGUGGCGACCAGGGUUCUCAAGGUCGAGGGCUGCGGCCUGAAGGACUACCGCUGGGGCUUCGACUACUUCCUUGAGCAGGACGAGCAGGAGAGGAGUAUGAUGGAGGCAAAAGAGAGGAAAGUGAAGGCCAUCGAACAGAAGGUGAUGAAGAAGGGCCGCAAGGUGCCAAAGGCGGAGAAGAAGCGGCAGAAGAAGGAGAAGGGCAGGAAAUUUAACUCGGCGCAGAGUGCGAAGGGCAAGCAGGGGAAAGCGGCGAAGAACACUAAGAGGUGGAAGUGA
Messenger RNA from Ostreobium quekettii, 2082 nucleotides. Lineage: Eukaryota; Viridiplantae; Chlorophyta; Ulvophyceae; Bryopsidales; Ostreobiaceae. The record is from the annotation of a GenBank genome assembly.